Messenger RNA from Seminavis robusta, 2499 nucleotides. The record is from the annotation of a GenBank genome assembly. Lineage: Eukaryota; Bacillariophyta; Bacillariophyceae; Naviculales; Naviculaceae.
AUGAGAUUAGUCAACCUGAUAGCAACCAUAUCGUUGCUACUGCUCUCGCCGGCCCAUGGACUGCUCCGAGGACCUUUGGAAGGAGAAGCUGGGGCAGCGAAGGAUGCUGCAACUGUCGGAAAUGCUGAGAGUGGCCUAUCUGGUGCCACAACAGACAACACACCAAAGGUAAAUCGGCGGUUCUUGGCGGAAUCCGUUCCCUCCUGCUGCGGUGACUGCAAGUGUGAACGAACUGGAUCCACCAACUACUGCGACUGCGACUGUGGCUCCUGUGACAACAGGUCCUACAAUAGUUAUGGAGAUGCUUACUCCUAUGGAAGCAAGGGCAGCAAGGGCUCCAAAGGUAGCAAAGGUAGCAAAGGAGGAUCUUACUCAUAUGGAGAUGAUGGAUACCACCCUGAACCUGUUUACCACCCAGAUCCUGUCUACUAUGAUGAUGAUGAUGAUUACUACCCAGUCUACCACCCGGAGCCGGUCUACCACCCGGAGCCGGUCUACUACCAACCAGAGCCUGAAGUCCACCACCACUACUAUGUAGUGGAGUCCAGUAGCAAGUCCAAGGGCAGCAAGAGCAAGGGCAAAGGAGGCUCCUAUGAUGAUGAUGACGGCUACUGCUAUGGUGAUGAUUGCUCCAGUGGAAAAGGAGGUAAAGGAGGCAGCAAGAGCAGCAAGGGUUCCAAAUCCAAGAGCAAGGGCAAGGGCUCCUCAUCUCAUGAUGACUGCUAUGGUGAUAAUUGCUAUGGCCCUGUGGAUGACUACAAACCACCAGUGGAUGACUACACGCCCCCCCAUGAUGACUACAAGCCACCAGUGGUGGAUGAUUACAAGCCUCCAGAGGAUGACUACAAGCCACCACAUGAUGACUACAAACCUCCUGUAGAUGACUACAGCCCACCAGUCUACUAUGAUGAUGAUGACUACUACCCCCCACCCAAGCAUGAUGACUACUCCUAUGGAUAUGGUAGCAAGGGUUCCAAGGGCAGCAAGGGCUCCAAGGGUGGUGGUUAUGGCUAUGGAGAUGACUACUACUAUGGCAGCAAGGGCUCCAAAGGCUCCAAGGGUGGCUAUGACUAUGGCUAUGGCUAUUCACCAACUAGCCACUCAUAUGGUGAUGACUACUACCGAACUGGAACUGGUUACUACCCUGCAGAUGAUUACUCUUAUGGCCACGACUCCUAUGGUUAUGGAUAUGGUAGCAAGGGCUCCAAGGGCUCCAAGGGAGGUUAUGGGUAUGGUGAUGAUUACUACUAUGGAAGCAAGGGUUCCAAGGGCUCAAAGGGUGGUGGCUAUGGCUAUGGAGGUGGCUAUGGACAUGAUGACUAUGGCUCUGGAGGUGGCUAUGGACAUGAUGACUAUUCCUAUGGAUAUGGCAGCAAGGGCAGCAAAGGCAGCAAGGGCAGCAAGGGCGGAUCAUAUUCGUAUGGUGAUGAUGGAUACCACCCAGAACCUGUCUACUAUGAGCCAGAACCUGUCUACUAUGAGCCAGAACCUGUCUACUAUGAGCCAGAACCUGUCUACUAUGAGCCUGAACCUGUCUACUAUGAACCUGAGCCGGUCUACUACCAACCAGAGCCUGAAGUCCACCACCACUACUAUGUUACUACAUCCAAGAGCAAGUCCAAGAGCAGCAAGAGCAAGGGCAAAGGAGGCUCCUAUGAUGAUGAUGACAGCUACUGCUAUGGUGAUGAUUGCUCCAGUGGAAAAGGAGGUAAAGGAGGCAGCAAGAGCAGCAAGAGCAGCAAGGGUUCCAAAUCCAAAAGCAAGGGCAAGGGCUCCUCUCAUGAUGACUGCUAUGGUGAUAAUUGCUAUGGCCCUGUGGAUGACUACAAACCACCAGUGGACGACUACACGCCCCCCCAUGAUGACUACAAGCCACCAGUGGUGGACGAUUACAAGCCUCCAGAGGAUGACUACAAGCCACCACAUGAUGACUACAAACCUCCUGUAGAUGACUACAGCCCACCAGUCUACUAUGAUGAUGACGACUACUACCCCCCACCCAAGCAUGAUGACUAUGGAUACGGACAUGAUGACUACUCCUAUGGAUAUGGUAGCAAGGGUUCCAAGGGCAGCAAGGGAUCCAAGGGUGGUGAUUACGGCUAUGGAGAUGACUACUACUAUGGCAGCAAGGGCAGCAAGGGCUCCAAGGGUGGUGGUUACGGCUAUGGAGAUGACUACUACUAUGGAAGUAAGGGAUCCAAGGGCAGUAAAGGUGGCAGUUAUGGCUACGGUGAUGACCACUACUACCCAGCCGACGAUUACAAACCUCUAGACGACUACUACCCUCCACCAGGUGACGACUACUACCCUCCACCAGGUGACGACUACUACCCAUCCACUGAUGACUACAAACCUGUCGAACCUGUUUAUGAGCGUGAACCUCCAGCAACGAGCACAGAAACCACAGAAACGACAGAAACCACAGAAUCGACGGAAGGAGCAUCAACCGGAAAGAAUAGUGGGCGAACCUAUCCAUCAGGCUACGAAGGAAACUAUUGA